AUGUCGGCACAAUCCGAGAAAACUCCUACAUCACCGGUCCCAGCGUCGGGUGAAACAAGCUCGUCGAGCCCAAGUCGCAAACGCGACCGCAAGCGAAGUGACAUGGAAAGUGAGAAUGAAUCCAGCACGUCGUCGACUUCGCUCUUUUCGAGAAGGACGAAGCAAAAAAUUCUGGAGCACAAUAACGGCGAGAGAUGCUGGCAUUGCGGUGCCGGUGGUGCUGCGCCAGAUGUUGCCCGCGUGAUAACUAAGAAAGACGGCUCGUUCAGCAAAUAUGUGGCACGGGGCCUUCUGACUUUCGAUCAUCUUGGAGACGAGCAGAAUGGCCUUCCUCUCUGCCCUUCGUGCCAUCGAGAAUUCGACGACCUCAACAACCCCGGCCUAUUAUUCAUUCCUACUCAUCUCGACUAUUUCAUUAAUUUCGAGCUCGAGGACUACCGCAACCGACUUGACGUUACAAGACGGCUGAGCCAUAUUCCUCCACGGGUCGUUCCGACACCACAGAUGUAUGCUGAUUAUCUGAAGGGGUGUGAGAUCAUCCCACCCGAGGCAAAAGGAGGAAGCUACUGGCGUUACACACUGAGAGAUUUUUUCCCUUUGCAUGCAGAUAAGAGUUUUAUUCCGGGUCUGGGGCCUUUCAAAGAGCCAGGUUUGUGGUGUGGUGCGCCUAUGGCCGCGCUGAGACGUGCUUUCCAAGUCAUUGGCGAUCCUGCUACCACAGAAGGUGUUUCAGAGGCUCAACUCGACCAGCUGUGGCAGCUGCGCAAGUUGUAUGCCAGAAGAAUACCUCGGACUGAUCUGCUUCCGUCUCACACAUCCACUGCAUCCGACCAAGACGCAGGACACAUAACGACAUCUGACACUGAAAAAGCUGCUCAAGCACCAGCCACUGCGUCAGAAAAUGCUGCACCCGCUCAGCCUAUCCCAACCGCAUUUAUCAAUGACCAAACUCGAAGGAAGAGAAGCCGAAGCUCUCCAGGUAGUAGUGCAGAUGGGGCCGCCGCUUUGGAACCAUCCAUUGAGACCAUCAAUCGUGAAGCGAAAGUCCCGCGGUUGGAGAGGUUUGGAAGGGGGUCAUCGACCGAGAUCAACAUCGAGCGAUAUCUGACUAUGCUGAAGUCCCCUACUAGAUGA
This is a messenger RNA of Exophiala dermatitidis NIH/UT8656, 1134 nucleotides long. RefSeq lists its product as uncharacterized. The transcript is spliced from 2 exons. Bases 1 to 1134 code for a protein of 377 amino acids. NCBI's taxonomy places the organism in Eukaryota, Fungi, Ascomycota, Eurotiomycetes, Chaetothyriales, Herpotrichiellaceae. The record is from RefSeq and is a predicted model, not a curated record.